Molecule: messenger RNA, 1426 nt
Organism: Diprion similis
Lineage: Eukaryota; Metazoa; Arthropoda; Insecta; Hymenoptera; Diprionidae
Product: cell growth-regulating nucleolar protein
Exons: 2
Coding region: 112-1236 (374 amino acids)
Biological process (GO): negative regulation of transcription by RNA polymerase II; rRNA processing
Cellular component (GO): nucleolus
Molecular function (GO): DNA binding
Source: RefSeq, a predicted model, not a curated record
GUUAGUUUACUUUCAUGCUGUCAACAGUUGCCAGUCUGAUAAAAUCCCGACAGAGCGAAUUCAAGAAAAAAACUUGGUCUUCGGUAACGUGAAUACAGUUUAUCCAUAAGAAUGGUAUUUUUCACGUGUACUCACUGUGGCGAGGCAAUAAAGAAGCCCAAAGUUGAAAAACACUUUCAAUUCAAGUGCAGAAAUUCCAUUUCAGUCAGCUGCAUGGAUUGUUUCCAAGAUUUUCGGGGACAAGAGUAUGCCAAACACACCAAAUGCAUAACGGAGGCGCAGCGUUAUGGUGGAAAAGACUUUGUCCCCCGGCCGAGCAAAAACAAAGGAGAGCAAAAACAACAAGAUUGGAUUGCAGUAGUACAUGCUGUCAUUGAAAAUUCAGAAAACCUAUCAAUUGCCGAAAGGAACAUUCUUAAUGUGUUAUCCAAUCAUGACAAUGUGCCAAGAAAGAAAGCAAAGUUUUUCAAUUUUAUGAAAAGCAUGUUAGCUGGUCGAGUUGACUUGACAGUUCUUGAAAGUAUAUGGACUAAAAUGGAAGAAGCUUUUAAGAAAACUUCAGCAAAUAAAGCUACUACAAAUACUAAUGUUUGUUCUCUCGCUCAAGAUAAUGGAGUGAUACCUUCGAUUCAGACAGAUAUAUUGGAAAAUGAAAACAACGAGAAUAUAACCAACGAAUAUAAAAGAGCAGAUCCUAAUAUCGAAUACAGUGGGAAAUCAGAGAGUUGUGAAAUCAGCUUACAGACAACUGAUGGUAGUAUGAGCAAUAAAUCAAAAAAAUUGCUGAAGCGGAAAAUGUCUAAAGAAAUGCAAUGUCAGAAGGAGGAAAAUUUUCACACUAACAACAGGAACUAUGAAAAUUUCGAGCAAAAUUUAUCUUCUUCAAUAGGUAUGGAAGAAAACUGUGUUGGAAGUAAGAAAUCUAAAAAACUUAUAGGUGAUGAAUUAGAAAGUACUAAUUUAAUAACUGUAAUGAGUCAGAACUAUUGUAAAAAUAUUUCCAAUAAUAAUGAAAUUGUAGUUAAGAAAUUUAACUGGAGUGAUGCUAUAUUGGAGGUACUCCACUCUAAAAAGGAAAUUUCUUUGAGGAAAUUGAGGAAAAAUGUCUUACGACAAUAUCAAACGUAUAGUAAAGUUGCAGUACUGAACGGAAAUCCUGCUACUAAGUUUGAUAGAAAAAUUAAUAGAAUGACGCAGAUUGUUAUUGAAGAUGGAAAAGUUAAGUUGGCAAAGUGAUAUCUAAACAGACAACAUCAUGUAAAGAAGAAAAACAACAAUAAAAAUAAGGGAAUAUUGAUCUAUCAUCAUUCAUACAAUAUUACCUACUUGCGUUAUUUGUUAAGUUGCAUGCGGUGGUAAAUUUACAUUUUUAUAAACGUUCCCCUUCUGCCAAAUAAUAAAUAAUGAAAAACUGGUCCACCCACUC